GUGGGAGUGAGUAUCCUUUCUCCAGCAGAGCCAGUCAGCAGUUCCCGCCUCAGCGGCGACUCCCCAAAAUAGCACGAGGAAGGGAAGCUUUCGCGGGCAUGGCGAAAGUUUCCCCCGUAACCCGACAGAUAACGAGGGAAACCUGGCAGGCUGAAAACUCACCCGGCGACAUUCGUCUCGAGGACGUUGAAGACUGUUUGGUUCGCGAUCGACAUGGGGUUCCUCUGCCGUUCAGGGAAUUAUAUCAAGACAGGAAAUCAGUCAUUAUACUCGUUCGGAAUUUCCUGUGCUACAGCUGCAAAGAAUACGUGGACGACUUGAGCAAAAUACCCAGUGAAGUACUCAAGGAUGCCGGCCUUCGACUGGUUGUCAUUGGACAGUCAGCUCAUCAUCAUAUAGAGUCAUUCUGCUCUCUGACCAACUAUCCUUAUGAAGUAUAUGUGGAUCCAGAAAGAUGCCUUUAUAAAAAACUCGGCAUGAAAAGAGAGGAGACAUUUAUAGACUCAGCCCACCCCAGUCCCCAUGUGAAGUCAGGUAUAUUGGUGGGCCAUAUGAAGAGCAUGUGGAGGGCCCUAUCCAGUCCAGCCUUUGACUUCCAGGGAGACCCACAUCAACAGGGUGGAUCUCUCAUUGUAGGACCAGGCUCCAUCGUCCAUUUUGUCCAUUUUGAUAUGAACCGCUUCGACCACAUGCCAAUUAACUGGCUGCUGCAGCUUGCUGGAGUACAACAGACUCUGGACUUCAGCAAUAAGCCAAAAAUCAUCCAUGUAUAGCCAGCUGGUAGCCUGCAUGCAUCCUGCUUCUGCUGUACCCAGCUGCUCUGUUGUGAUCAUACAAAAGGAGACUGUUCUGUUGCCAAAGAUCGGUAGUGCAGUAAGAAAAUGGCAUUGUGUGGCACACAGGAGGGAGUCUACAAUACCGUGUUCACUGGCAGCUAUGUUAUAUCCCCAAUAUUUUGUAGGGAAUGCUCUGUAUUUCUCAUCAGCAUAUAAUAGUGUCCUUGUACUGCAUCCUUUGAGGUGAGAUAAGCUUAUUUUCUCCCAGCGCUACUGGCCAUUCAUUCUUCGUAGAUGCCUUCUGUUGUUUGCAUAUCAAGAUGACUGCAAUUUAACGCCAUAAAAUGCUAUCAAAACAAAUAACAGGCGCUCAGAUUUCCAAGUGGGCGGGCCUUGUGAGUACGACGUUCCCUCUCACACACCCUCCCCCUUAAAACUCCCUCGACUCAUACGUGUAAGACCGCAUAUGCUUUAAUGUGUGCAACUUUAUGCAUGUUGUUGCGCACACUGUAAGUAAAAAAAAAUUUUUUUUAUUUAUGAUCGCUGUGUGAUUGCGUAAUAUCGCAGGUACCGGUGCAGUAAAGGAUUAUGACA
Messenger RNA from Lampris incognitus (smalleye Pacific opah), 1370 nucleotides. It is a transcript of the gene prxl2c, whose product is annotated as peroxiredoxin like 2C. The transcript has 6 exons. The record is from RefSeq and is a predicted model, not a curated record. NCBI's taxonomy places the organism in Eukaryota, Metazoa, Chordata, Actinopteri, Lampriformes, Lampridae. The coding region runs from base 99 to 773 and encodes 224 amino acids.